Messenger RNA from Cryptomeria japonica (Japanese cedar), 1640 nucleotides. RefSeq names its product probable pectinesterase 53. The coding region runs from base 279 to 1442 and encodes 387 amino acids. NCBI's taxonomy places the organism in Eukaryota, Viridiplantae, Streptophyta, Pinopsida, Cupressales, Cupressaceae. Gene Ontology annotation, molecular function: pectinesterase activity. The transcript has 5 exons. Gene Ontology annotation, biological process: cell wall modification. The record is from RefSeq and is a predicted model, not a curated record.
CUGAAAUAAAAACUGAAGUUGUACAGGUGUACGGUUAGAUUUCUUUUUCGAUAUUAAAUCGUGGGCAGGAAACAGCAGUCUCAUUUUAAAACUGUAACAACCAUUGUAACAACCUUUGAUCAAAGCCAACAGCCAAAAUCUUUGAAACUUCUUUGUCAAUCAAACAGUUUUGAGUAUAUUGGAAUUUCAACUGAAUUCAAAGAUUCAUAUCAUUCUCAAAAAUCCCCAGCUUACUCUUACUUUUCUUUUCCUCCAUCAAGUUACUUCAGCAGCUGGGAAUGGAGAAAAUCUGUGUCAGACUAAUGUUCUUUUUUGUUCUAAUUCGUUUUUCAAAAGCUGCUUCAGAUGGGUAUCAUGACAAUGCAACUGAUAUCUGUGACAGUGAGUGCAUUAGGCAAAAGAUUCAAGUUGCAGGUAGGCAGUAUAAGCAGUACUGGCUUGAAUCCGUUGAAAGAACAAGCAGAGCCAGAAGUUCACCACUAACAAAUAAUGAUGGCAAUGGUAGAGUUAAUCCUGAAAUAUUACCAGGGCUUAUCUUGGUAGUUGGCAAGAAUGGCCCUGCAGAUUUUCAAAGAAUUCAAGAAGCUGUGGAUUUUGUUCCGGAGAACAAUACUCGCAGGGUUGUGAUCUAUAUCCGAGCAGGUGUUUACAGGGAGAAAGUUACUAUUCCUUGGAACAAGCCCUUCAUAACUUUUCAAGGAGAAGGAAGAAAAUCCACCGUCAUCAAAUGGCAUGACAAGGGCUACUCUGUCCAAAGAAUUUCCAGUUUGAAUAUGGGCACUUAUCUUAGCGCUUCAGUUGCUGUGAAUGCUGAUUUCUUUGUUGCAGCUGACAUUUCUUUUAAGAACACAGCAAGGUUUUGUGAAAAAGAUAAAUACAAACAAGCUGUGGCACUUAGGGUAUCUGCAGACAGGGCCAUAUUUCUCAACUGUGGGUUCUAUGGUCACCAAGAUACUCUCUAUGACCACCAAGGCAGACAUUAUUUUCUGAAUUGCACCAUAAUGGGCUCUGUAGACUUCAUUUUUGGCAAUGGGAGGUCUCUUUAUGAGAAUUGUCACGUGCAUGCCCUUGGCAAAGGGGGUGCCGUGACUGCACAACACCGGAAAGAAGCGACCGAGCUAACUGGGUUUGCAUAUGUGAGAUGCAAGUUCACUGGUGAUGGGCGUCCAUACUUAGGGCGUGCAUGGGGUGAUUUCUCUCGUGUUGUUUAUGUGAAAUCUGAAUUGGAUUCAGCUCUUGAUCCACAGGGCUUCUCCGAUUUUGGUCAUCCUGACCGCAAAAGGACUGCGUUCUUUGGAAUUUAUGACUGCAAAGGCAGUGGUGCAGUAACUGCAAUGGAGUCAGGAUGGACCAAGCAAUUAACUUUUGAAGAAGCAAGACCCUUUCUGGAUAGGAGCUUCAUCAAUGCUUCAUAUUGGUUAGACCCUUAUUUUGCAGUUUAGAGUGGACUGUCAUGUAUUCUUCUACACCAACAGAGAUUGUUACCCACAGACAACAUUCAACAUUUGUGAGAAAGAUUGCUGUAAAGAUUCCUCAAUUUGUAAUACAUAUUUGUUCAAUCCUGCUCUUCACUGUAUAUUUUUUCAUGUAGCUUCAGAAUUUGACAGAAAUUUAUGUUCAAAAUUAUUCACAUUUUUCAA